Molecule: messenger RNA, 1132 nt
Organism: Trachymyrmex septentrionalis
Lineage: Eukaryota; Metazoa; Arthropoda; Insecta; Hymenoptera; Formicidae
Gene: jagn
Product: protein jagunal-like
Exons: 4
Coding region: 345-923 (192 amino acids)
Biological process (GO): endoplasmic reticulum organization; vesicle-mediated transport
Cellular component (GO): endoplasmic reticulum membrane
Source: RefSeq, a predicted model, not a curated record
AGGUGCCGACAGAGAGUUGCGUUACUGUAUAUAUUGUGAUUGUGUUUCUGCAUAUACUGUGUAUACUGUUAGCGCGCUCUCGGAGGUUUCGGACAGUCGAGACCCUCUUGAUAUUCUGGGUUACAUCGUCUUGAGUAGAUACUUUGAGAUACUCCGGACUGUUCCGGAAUCACGGGGCCUGCCAAAGCCUGACGAGGCCACUCCGUUUCCCAUCUGGCUGCGUAAAGUUUAAAAAUAGUUAAAUACUCGUUGAUGAACCACCGCGCAUAAAUUGCCUUGGAUUUAACUUCUCCGCUCGAAUGAAUCUUGUGUUCAUUUAAAGAAGAGACUGAACCUUACCGAUUAUGGCUUCGAAAGUUACGCUUUCCCAGGCUCUGGGAACGGAUGGGAGCGAUUAUAGUCAUCGACAAAAAAUCGCGACACACUACCAAGUCAGUGCGACUAACAAAUCAAGACUGAAGUAUUGUAUAUUUUUUCACUAUCUAUUAUUUUUCGUCAUGCUCGCCAAACUAUCUGCAGACAUAUUAGAUCAUCUGGAUAUAUUUAUUUGGGAAAUCGAGGAGUUACAAGUACCACAGCCAUUAUGGUGGGAGUAUAUAUGGUGCAUUAGUUUGUCGUUAUCAUUUUUCGCUCUCUCUGCGAUUAAAAGGAAUAGGAUUAAAACUCUGCAAAAAUAUAUGAUAGGUAUCAUCCUGUUAGGUUAUGGCCCAUUAGGUUAUGCUAUAGUGUAUUACUUCAAGGAUGUCUGGACAUACUUAACUGUAGGCAAAUCUGAUGACAUUCAUUUGUGGCAGAGUCUGCCAUAUGGUGUACUUUGGUACGCUUUUAUUCUUUUAGCUUCACAAGUUCAUUGUUUCUCUUUGUACUUUUCUUGGAACUUACUAAUUGCAUGGAGAACACGAGGUGCCAAAAGAAUGGACUAAACUCAAUUGAGGCAACUGUAACCAUCCACAAAUUACAUUAUGGACAUCUAUUUUGACUAUGAGCCAUGUUUAUUGUUUGUGAUAAAAAAGGAAAGAUAUAUCAUUGUUGUACAAGAAACAGCACUCAGACUGUAAAAACUAUACGUGUGAGAUGUAUAUAAAUGAAAGAGUAUCAUUGUACUCAACAUGUAUAUAUGAAAAUAUACCGA